Messenger RNA from Populus trichocarpa (black cottonwood), 1059 nucleotides. RefSeq lists its product as uncharacterized. NCBI's taxonomy places the organism in Eukaryota, Viridiplantae, Streptophyta, Magnoliopsida, Malpighiales, Salicaceae. The record is from RefSeq and is a predicted model, not a curated record. Bases 150 to 623 code for a protein of 157 amino acids. The transcript is spliced from 5 exons.
UUUUCUUGAUAUAUUAAUUAUUUAUUUCUCUAAAAAAUAAAUAAAUCCCUCAAGUCUCUCUUUGCCUGUCCUGAAGCAAAGCAAAAACAGAGACAAAGAGAUUCACUGCGUCUCUUACUCUGUCCCUCUCCCUGACAACAAAGCACCAAAUGGCUUUCACUUCAUUUCUUGGACGAGUCCUCUUUGCCUCUGUUUUCAUACUCUCUGCUUACCAAGAGUUCAAUGAAUUCGGGGUUGAUGGAGGACCGGCUGCGAAGGCACUGAAACCAAAGUUUGGUGUGUUUACCAGUCAUGUGCAAUCUCACGCCGGCAUACAAGUACCGGAAAUUGAAAUCAAACAUUUAGUCAGCGCUGCUAUAUUUCUCAAGGGCAUUGGAGGCAUCCUUUUUAUCAUUGGCAGCUCUCUUGGAGCCUACCUGCUGAUUAUACAUCAGCUGAUUGCAAUUCCAAUCCUAUAUGAUUUCUACAACUAUGACAGUGAGGAGAAAGAGUUUAAUCAACUUUUCAUCAAAUUUACACAGAAUAUGGCUCUCUAUGGAGCACUACUGUUUUUCAUUGGGAUGAAGAACUCAUUUCCCAGGAGACAGCACAAGAAGAAGGUUCCUAAAACUAAAACUGGUUAGAAACAAUUGGCUAUCAGUUGGUAGGUAUCUCUUUUUCAGUAAGGAGCUAAUAGGAGCUAUUGUUGUUUUGUUCAUUAAACAUUAUGUACUUAUCUAUUUAUUUUAGAAGAAAAAGAACCUGUGUGGUGUUUUUCUCCCUUGUAUUUCAUGGGGAUAUUUAGAGGUGUUAUUUUAUGCUUGUCAUUUUUAAGUUGUUCCUAGUAUGAUAUUUAGAGGUGUUUAUAUACCAUAUCGAAGGAGAUCAUGGGACCAGUCUAUGUUUGAUGAGGUCAAACGUGCAUGUGUUAGCCCGUGGUCCAUGAUAGUACUGGUCCCUGUGUGACAUGAUAAUAACUCCAGCUGUUUAGUGAAAGAAAGGACUAUGAGAUAAACAAAAGUGGUACCAAGAUAUCGUUGGAGCCAUAUGAAUGGGACUUGACUUUCUUAUUUUCACGAA